Molecule: messenger RNA, 1161 nt
Organism: Cynocephalus volans (Philippine flying lemur)
Lineage: Eukaryota; Metazoa; Chordata; Mammalia; Dermoptera; Cynocephalidae
Gene: ADAT2
Product: adenosine deaminase tRNA specific 2
Exons: 6
Coding region: 1-576 (191 amino acids)
Biological process (GO): tRNA wobble adenosine to inosine editing
Cellular component (GO): nucleus; cytoplasm
Molecular function (GO): tRNA-specific adenosine-34 deaminase activity; zinc ion binding
Source: RefSeq, a predicted model, not a curated record
AUGGAGGCGAAGGCGGUGUCCACGCUGGGUGUAGCCGGCGCGUGCUCGGUGUCGGCGGAGGAGACCGAAAAGUGGAUGGAGGAGGCGAUGAACAUGGCCAAAGAAGCUCUUGAAAACGUUGAAGUUCCUGUUGGCUGCCUUAUGGUCUACAACAAUGAAGUUGUGGGGAAGGGAAGAAAUGAAGUUAAUCAAACCAAAAAUGCUACUCGACAUGCAGAAAUGGUGGCCAUCGAUCAGGUCCUAGAUUGGUGUCGUCGAAGUGGCAAGAGUCCUUCUGAAGUAUUUGAACACACUGUGUUAUAUGUCACCGUGGAGCCAUGUAUUAUGUGUGCAGCUGCUCUCCGCCUGAUGAAAAUCCCGCUAGUUGUUUAUGGCUGUCAGAAUGAACGAUUUGGUGGUUGUGGCUCUGUUCUAAAUAUUGCCUCUGCUGAAUUACCAAAUACUGGGAAACCAUUUCAGUGCAUUCCUGGAUAUCGGGCUGAGGAAGCAGUGGAAAUGUUAAAGACCUUCUACAAACAAGAAAAUCCAAAUGCACCAAGAUCAAAAGUUCGGAAAAAGGAAUGUCAGAAAUCUUGAAUUCAUUCCGAUGAAAGAUUCAUGCCCCAAAGUGACCUGGACAAAAUUCUUGGACUCAAAGCUGUUGACAUCGUUGAAUUAUAUGUUUAUACAUUGUUAAUCUGUGGGAAAUCUGUCUCUCUCAUCCUUUGCUCUGUCAAGGGAACAAAUUAGCACUUUUUAGAAGUCUGAUCAUUAUAAACAACUAUUAGCUUUUCCACAGGCUGAAAGGACAUUUUAAGAAGGGGAAAAAAUUAAGGUUUGAGGUUUGAGAAAUUAGCAAGUAGUGCAUGCCUUUCCAGCCACAACAUUAUGCUCAGUCCAGGAAAAUGCCAACCUUCCAGAGAAUGUGCAUCCAGACCCAGGUGCCUGGUGUAUGUCUGGAUAGAGCAUGCCACACUGCAGGCAUGUUCUCCAGGACUGGCAUUUCAGAGUCGGAUUCUUCAGUUUUUGCAGCUACUAUGUUCUUCCAGGGAACAGGGGGCCUGUGACUUCUUUCUGAAUUGUAUAUGACUUGUAUAUAUAUAGACCAUGAUUACAUGGUCCAUAGAACAGAUUUCUUGCUUUUAUAAAGCAUUUAGAGAAAAAUACAUACUUUUCAAACAA